Molecule: messenger RNA, 315 nt
Organism: Ostreobium quekettii
Lineage: Eukaryota; Viridiplantae; Chlorophyta; Ulvophyceae; Bryopsidales; Ostreobiaceae
Source: the annotation of a GenBank genome assembly
AUGGCAAUGGUGGAAGAGGAGAAUGCCGCACUCCUGGAGGAACUUGGAAAGUUGUCCCAGAAGGCACAGGGCACGGAACAAAUGAUGCAGGAAAUAGCCACCCUCAACCAGAUGUUCUCCGACCAAAUUCUUGGUCAAGCAGCACAAAUAGAGCAAAUUUACUUGGACGCUGUUCAUGCAUCAGCGAAUGUCAAGACUGGGAAUGUGCACCUUACAAAGGCAGUGGCUCUGAAUACGAGUACCAGAAAAAUUGUGUUGGCGCUGUUGGUGACUGCGUCACUGCUGCUUCUGUUCUAUGACUGGUUUAACAGCUAA